This is a messenger RNA of Thamnophis elegans (Western terrestrial garter snake), 2503 nucleotides long. RefSeq names its product Kin17 DNA and RNA binding protein (gene KIN). The transcript is spliced from 13 exons. Gene Ontology annotation, biological process: DNA replication; DNA damage response. The coding region runs from base 80 to 1273 and encodes 397 amino acids. Gene Ontology annotation, cellular component: nucleus. The record is from RefSeq and is a predicted model, not a curated record. Lineage: Eukaryota; Metazoa; Chordata; Lepidosauria; Squamata; Natricidae. Gene Ontology annotation, molecular function: double-stranded DNA binding.
UCCGCCGCCUCCAAGAGUCCGGAAGCGAGGGUCUCCGUCGCCGGGUUCGGUGUGCCGCCGCUCCUCCGCGUCCUUCGCCAUGGGGAAGACGGACUUCUUGAGCCCCAAGGCCAUCGCCAACCGCAUCAAGUCGAAGGGGCUGCAGAAGCUGCGCUGGUAUUGCCAGAUGUGCCAGAAGCAGUGCCGGGACGAGAAUGGCUUUAAAUGUCAUUGCAUGUCCGAAUCCCACCAGCGACAACUGCUCCUGGCAUCCGAAAACCCGCAGCAAUUCAUGGAUUAUUUUUCAGAGGAAUUCCGGAAUGAUUUCCUAGAACUUCUCCGGAGAAGAUUCGGAACAAAGAGAGUCCACAACAAUAUCGUAUAUAAUGAAUAUAUCAGCCAUCGGGAACACGUCCAUAUGAAUGCUACGCAGUGGGAGACUCUGACGGAUUUUACGAAGUGGCUGGGGAGAGAAGGCCUUUGCAAGGUGGAUGAAACCCCCAAAGGCUGGUACAUCCAAUAUAUUGACCGAGACCCUGAGACCAUCCGUCGGCAGCAGGAACAGGAGAAGAAGAAAAAACAGGACUUGGACGAUGAAGAGAAAACGGCCAGAUUCAUCGAACAGCAAGUCAGGAGGGGCUUGGAGGGAAAAGAUCAGGAAGAGCCAGUCUUUACUGAACUAAACAGAGAAAAUGAGGAAGAAAAAGUGACCUUCAAUUUGAACAAAGGCGCGUGCACAUCAGCUGCUUCAGCACAACAACCCAAAAGCAGCUUGCUUGGCCCCACCGUGCUGAAGCCGUCAGGAACGCUGCUCCCCCUUAAGCGGAAAGAAACCCCUCUGACGUCAAAGCAAAUUAAGGAGAAGAAGAAGAAGAAAUCUGCCCUUGAUGAGAUCAUAGAGUUUGAAGAAGAGAAGAAAAAGUCUGCCCGAACGGACUACUGGUUGCAACCUGAAAUUGUGGUCAAAAUCAUAACCAAGAAACUUGGCGAGAAAUACUAUAAAAAAAAAGCCGUCGUUAAGGAGGUAAUUGACAAGUACACAGCAGUUGUGAAAUUGACCAAUUCUGGAGAUAAGCUCAAACUUGAUCAGACGCAUCUGGAGACUGUGAUCCCAGCCCCAGGUAAAAAAGUGCUGGUUUUAAACGGAGGCUACCGAGGGAACGAAGCCACGUUACUGGGCAUCAACGAGAAGUCUUUUUCCGCCACAGUCCUCAUUGAAUCGGGAGCUCUGAAAGGACGUCAGGUGGAUGGUAUUCCAUACGAAGACAUUUCCAAGUUGGCCUCCGUUGACUAGGAAGAGCUGAUGAGAUCUGUGAAGAACAUCUCUGGACAUGGCUGCAGAUGAACAACUCCAGUAUACGCUCAACUCAAGAGUUGAACUGUCAAUUUGAAGGAGCGAACGAGAUUUCUGAAGGGUGCCCUAUAAAUACAGUACAUUGGAUCCUCUAUUUAUGAGCCCUUUCUGGAUCAACCACGGGCAAUCUCCUAAUAGAUUUCUCCUCAUUUAUUGCUGGGAAUCUUGAUUAGAUUGGUUCACCCUGUAGCACAGUAUCAGCCAUCUAUAGCCCUGCGGUCCGUAGAACUUUUCGUAAUGUAUAUUUCCUGCAGAAAUUGGAACCAUCUGUGGUCGGAGAGCUAAGUAUGAUGUUGUAACUUGAGAGUUUAGCUUCAUCUCACCUGCUGACACGAAAAUAGUCUUCCGUUCCAUUGGGAUGGGAUUAACCAGCAGCAGGAUGUCUACUAUCCCCACCACCACCACCACAAAAAAGCAUAAUCUACUACCGUCGCCCUGCCAACUUUUUAAAAAGCCGAAUUUUUACGAAAUCAUCAAGACUUAAUAGACCAUUGAUGGUCGUGCGCCAGCCUUGGGAGAAAAGCGUGCCAGUUCCUGAUCUGAGUCAUGGAUUCUGAUGGAAUCAGAGAAUCUUCAAAGAGUUCCAAUUUUUCAUCUAUAUCUUUUCAGUCCGUCCUUGUACUGUAGAAGAGGCUACCACACAUCCUGGUAGGACGUUUUAUCAGAUUUGAAAGCGGGGGGGGGGGGGGAUUCUUCUGAGCGGCCCAGAAAAUCUGGUCCCAGGUGGACCUUCUGAAUUCGACAUCAUCCAGGAAGCCAUUUUUGCCUGGCAAUGUUUUAGCGAUGUUGACAUAUUUUAAGAGAAUUGGUAACGAUAAGCUCUCUGCUUAGGAAAUCAGUUUUCUCGAUCUGGACUUUCACUCUUCCAUGAGGCAGCUCUUGGGAGCUGCUGGAACAUCCGUUAAUGGUUUGGAUCUCUCUUUUUUUAAUUGUAUAGUAAUUUUGUACAGAACAGAGAAGAAGAUGGGAGCUAUUUUAUUGGUGCGGCGUUUCUUUCGAACCAUUGUGCGCGUCCCAAAUAAAUGGACUUCGAUGCCCCUUUAAAUUGGCUCGUGGCUUUAUUUCGGAAGGUACACUUUGGCUUCUGAACUCGAACGUUGACCUGUACUCCGUUGAAGUUGCGAAUUUACAGGUGUGUAAUUAAAAUUAAAAUAAAAUAAAAAUAAAAAU